Molecule: messenger RNA, 1011 nt
Organism: Lontra canadensis (Northern American river otter)
Lineage: Eukaryota; Metazoa; Chordata; Mammalia; Carnivora; Mustelidae
Product: olfactory receptor Olfr180-like
Exons: 3
Coding region: 1-1011 (336 amino acids)
Biological process (GO): sensory perception of smell; G protein-coupled receptor signaling pathway
Cellular component (GO): membrane
Molecular function (GO): odorant binding; G protein-coupled receptor activity; olfactory receptor activity
Source: RefSeq, a predicted model, not a curated record
AUGGCUAAGGAAAAUCAAUCCUUGAAAACAGAGUUUAUCCUCAUAGGAUUUACAGAUCAGCCAGUGCUGAAGAUUCUUCUGUUUUUGGUGUUUGUUGCCAUUUAUUUCAUCACUAUGGUGGGGAAUCUUGGCCUGGUGGUAUUGAUUUUUAUGGAGCGUCGUCUUCACACACCAAUGUACAUCUUCUUGGGCAACCUGGCUCUGAUGGAUUCCUGUUGUUCCUGUGCCAUUACCCCUAAAAUGUUGGAGGACUUCUUUUCGAAGGACAAAAUGAUUUCCCUUUAUGAAUGCAUGGCACAGUUUUAUUUUCUCUGCUUUGCUGAAACUUCAGAUUGCUUUCUCCUGGCAGCAAUGGCCUAUGAUCGCUAUGUGGCCAUAUGCAGUCCACUGCAAUACCACACCAUGAUGUCAAAGAAACUCUGCAUUCAUAUGGCUAUAGGAAUCUUCAUAGCUAGUAAUCUGCAUUCCAUGAUCCAUGUAGGGCUUUUAUUAAGGUUAACUUUCUGCAGGUCUAAUCAAAUUGAUCACUUUUUUUGUGAUAUUCUUCCACUCUAUAGACUCUCCUGUACUGACCCUUAUAUCAAUGAACUAAUGAUCUAUAUUUUUUCAAUGCCCAUUCAAAUCUUCACCAUUGCCAUUGUCUUUGUCUCUUAUAUCUGCAUCAUUUUCACCAUUUUCAAAAUGAAGUCCAAAGAAGGGAGAGGUAAAGCUUUUUCUACCUGUGCAUCCCACUUUCUAUCUGUUUCAAUAUUUUACAUUUGUCUUCUCAUGUAUAUUCGACCAUUUGAAGAAGGGGAUAAAGAUAUACCAGUGGCAGUUUUUUAUACAAUAGUAAUUCCUUUAUUAAACCCUUUUAUUUAUAGUCUAAGAAACAAGGAGGUUCUAAGUGUUCUUAAAAAACGUAUGAAGGGGGCGCCUGGCCUAAAUUGCAAACUAGUUAACAAUGCUAUUCUUCAAGAUAAGCAGUCUCAAUUUUCAGAAACCAAAGCUGUCACUAAGGAUCAGUGGUAG